CGUACGAGCACGUUCGAAGUUCAUGCUGGUGAUUUUCUGCAAUGGUGAACAUGGAGUACAACCUGCGACCACUUGUGUUUCAGGUUUUGAGGAAACUUGUUAGCGAAAUCGAUUCCCGCACAGAACCGUUCAAAAAGCUCCAGUUGUCACGGGAAAUUUGUGUAGGGCUCUUGGAUACAGAAGGACGGGAUGUACUUAAGCUUGGCGAUGAUUUUCCCAUGCAAAAACAAGAAGUUUCUUCAGGGUAUUUUGAGAAGCCGAUGUUUGUUCAUCUUGCUGACAAUUUAAGUUGUUGGCUGGAGUCAGGGAUAUGUCCAUAUUUAAGACUACAACAAAUGCAUCUUCUGAAGGAGACACCAGUAGAGGAGAGAAUAUUGAGAAAUGAGUCGAUCAUGCAUUUUCUUGACAAGAUUCGGUCAUUAUGGCCUUCUUUAUCAAAGAAUGCUCAGCAAGAAAGAGUGUAUGAAAUACUUUUGAUGCUUGGUGAUCGUGGUGUUUUGGAUACGCUCAGUAUUAGACAAACUGCUGGUAGUGUUGACAUGCUUCCACCAUCAAAAUCACAACUGCUUAAGACAUUCACUGCUCAGAACAAUGAGAAAGCAAAACUGACAGUAGGAGCUCGUGCUCUCGCUAAACAUUGUCAUCGAGAUAGUUCAUGUAACUGGUGGGGCUGUUCAACUGGCAAGGAAGACGACAAGAAUGAAUAUGCUUUGUCUGUUGUAACUAGAAUUCUUGAAGAUGCAUCGUGGAUCAAUGUCCAUAUACUACCACAUGAUAUUAAGGUGGUCGAGGUUCGAUCCAGUGAAGGUUAUGGUGCACGUUGGACGGCAGAUGGUUUAGAAUUCCGGGGAUUUCUGGAGCCACAAAUGGAGGAUGGUCAUGCUAUGGGAUGGCAGCACUAACAGGAAUUUCCGGGAACACAACAAAAUAUAUAGGAUAAAACCAGUUGUCUAUGUACUGUAGAUAGAUGCAACAGUAUAACAGACUUACUGUACACGAUAAAACAGUUUUUAUGGUAGGUUAGUACAAGGUUAAAUUUAAUUUAUUUAAAUAGAUGCUAGGCAAUUUUCAAAACAAUUGAAU
Corticium candelabrum is the source of this 1083-nucleotide messenger RNA. RefSeq lists its product as uncharacterized. Bases 42 to 902 code for a protein of 286 amino acids. NCBI's taxonomy places the organism in Eukaryota, Metazoa, Porifera, Homoscleromorpha, Homosclerophorida, Plakinidae. The record is from RefSeq and is a predicted model, not a curated record. The transcript has 9 exons.